CAAAACCCAAGAAAACAUCAGCAACUUUGAAGUCUGGAAUAGAGCUUUACAAAUGAAAACAAAAAAUAUAUGAAACAUCAGUAUCUUGUUUCCACUCCUGUCUUGUGCUUGUUGUGAUCGUCGCCACCAUUUUCGUACACUUGUUUCAUGCCAUCCAUGGUGGUUUAUGCACUUUCAAUCCAGUGUUCAGGUAUUGAGUGUCUGGCUUAAAGAUGACCUCCGUUAAUUAUCAUUGAAGAUACAAUUUAAAAAAGUUUGCAUUGAAUCGCAGAAAUUGCAAAUCGACGAAUCUCUAGUAUUCAAUCUCAUCUCAAAAAUGCCUUCACUGAGGCAAAAGGUUACUACAUACUUCAGGCAAUUUAGUUUCAUUGCUGAUCGAGAAGAACGAAUUACAUCCGAGAGCAAAGUGUCGGAUGGAUCCUUCAUAACACGAUACCUAGACGGGACGUGGAAGCCCCCAGAUUUUAUACCUAAGAUCAAGUCAGGAAAGGAACCUAAUGAGUUACCAGAACAUAGCAUUGACAAGUAUAAAACUGGAACCGAUUCCGUAACGGCGGCCUACACGGGUCCUGACAAAGGGUUGACUGGUAUUCGUAGAACACGCAUUCAUCUGAGUGCAGGCCCUGAAAUAGAUUUCAUAGAUACUCAUUUGGAGCAAGAAAUUCAAAGUGACUCCGCAUUCGGGAAGAAAACACACAACUCCAUCAAAUCGAACGUAAAAGCAGACACUAAUGCAAAUAGGAGAACUGUUACCGCUAAUAAAGAAAGUUCGAAGUUAUUACAGAUGCAGAAAUCUGCAACCAAAGACCCACAUCCGGAAAGCGUGAUCUCACUCGUGGCCGAAACAAUAGAUAAUGUAAAUGACAACACAGUUAUUAAGAGUACUUUGGACGCUACGGAUACGACUGACCCCAUAGCGAACAUAACGAAUUGGAAUCUCCCAGAUGACGAUGCGUAUGGAAUAUCGGUUUCCUUGUAUGAGAAGAAUUUUAUUACUGGCGAAAAUAUCGGAAAUCCUGUGGCAGAUUGCUUUGGAAUAAUUGCAAGAGAAAAUACUUGCAUAAUGGCGCUGGCAGAUGGAGUGAACUGGGGCGAUGGGGCACAGCUCGCAGCAAGAUGUGCUGUUCAAGGUGCAAUCGAUUACUUGAAUUCGGCUAUAUUUGGAAUUCAUCAGACUUCGUCAACGAAAGAAAUUUUUGUAAGUUUGGUGCGAAGUUUUUGGGAAGCACAUGCUUACAUAAUGGAAGCAGGUGGAGCAUUGACUACGUUGACUGUUCUGGUAGUUCUACCGCUGUCUGAAGAUCCAGGCAAAUAUGUUGCAUGUUCCUGCAAUGUCGGCGAUUCUCUUGGAUACGUUUAUUCUAAAGUUCACGGUGUGCGAGAAAUCACUGAAGGUUCCCAUGAUGUCAACUCCAUGCGUGAUAUGCGCGAUGCUCUGGGAGCCCUUGGGCCGGUUAACGGCGAUAGACCGGAAAUGACGAACCUCACGCUUGCAUCAACAGUCUUGGAAAAAGACGAUAUUGUGUUCCUCACGUCCGAUGGUAUUAGUGACAAUUUUGAUCCCGUGGUGGGCAAAUUUGCUGAACCAUUGAUGCAUAAGGUUCAACCAGUGGUUCCUUCUCAAACUAAUCAAACUCGCUUAGCCCCCAAAAGACAAAACAAAAGUGCAUCCAGUAUUAUGCCUAAGCAGAAAGAAGUAGAUACGAAUGCUAAAGUAGGACCAUCUUCAAGACCACCGGUGUCACACGCGCCAACGACACAUAAAAGACCAGUAUCUACAGGUUCUUCUAUAGAGGGAGCAAGAAGAACUUACACCAGAUCUAAAACAUUCAUCGAACCUAGAUUACGUAUAGCUAACCAUCCAACCAGAACUCCAGCAUUGCCAUUAGUGACAGGUGCACAAAGGCAUCAGUUAACGUUGUUACGGAUGGCUGACUUGCUAACAUACGGAAUCAAUGGAACUCUAAGACCCUGUACAACUGCCAAGCAGCUAUGCCAGCUAUUGAUUGAUUUUGCGACCUGCAUCACGUCAGCAAAAAGAAAAAUGUUAGAGCAACGUGAGCUUUAUUACAGAAUUGUAACAGACAAGGAUGGACGCCGAAAAGAAGUAGAAUACACUAAAAACCAACAGAAGAUGGCCCGAAAGAGAAUGGUGGAAGGAAGCACCUUUUCGUCACUUCCUGGAAAGUUGGAUCAUGCAUCGAUUGUUGCGUACACAGUUGGUGUGGGACAUGCAUAUACUGAAACAAACCUCUAGUAAAGAGAGCAGUUAAGUGAAGUUAUAAUACGGCUCCGUAAUGCCUGAUGGCAAAAGAGCCUAAUAAUAAAUGCAAUUUUGAUAGAUCUACAAUAUAAGCAGACUGGUCUCGCUUUUUCACAUAAAACUAUGAAUAAACUUGAAUAAUAAUAACUAUAAUCAUA
Messenger RNA from Aedes aegypti (yellow fever mosquito), 2421 nucleotides. RefSeq names its product PP2C-like domain-containing protein CG9801. The transcript has 5 exons. Bases 317 to 2257 code for a protein of 646 amino acids. NCBI's taxonomy places the organism in Eukaryota, Metazoa, Arthropoda, Insecta, Diptera, Culicidae. The record is from RefSeq and is a predicted model, not a curated record.